Scheffersomyces stipitis CBS 6054 is the source of this 762-nucleotide messenger RNA. RefSeq names its product Mcu1p (gene MCU1). The transcript has a single exon. The record is from RefSeq and is a predicted model, not a curated record. Bases 1 to 762 code for a protein of 253 amino acids. Lineage: Eukaryota; Fungi; Ascomycota; Pichiomycetes; Serinales; Debaryomycetaceae.
AUGUCAGGAAAUAAAGAUUCUCCGAACGAACCCGAAAUUUCCAGAAGGCCAAACCCAAAAGGCUGGACUCCUCCCAAGGCACCCUACAAUCCAUACGAUCCCACCGAUGUAAGACCUCCCCAGGGUUAUCCAUCUGAGUUCAAAGCUCCUGGUACACAGCCAGAAGGAUUUUCUUCUAUUCCAAAGAGCCCUACCCAAUACAAGAAAGUCAACGAAACCAUGAGGAGAUUGAACUAUACGCCUAGACCGCCUUCUGAAUUAUAUCCUGGUCAAUAUAAGGUGUUGAGAAGAGUGGAUACCAACCAGAGAUUGAACACAGGAUCCCGUUGGUUCGGGACGUUUAUUGGCGGAUCCAUAAUAUUUUACUUUGCUUUCUUCUUUAGAUGGAAUGAAGGACGAGAAAACGUGAUGUCGGACUUCUACAGGGCCAGAUUGAAGUUGAAAGAAAAGAUCAGUACAUUGACCGAUGAAGAGUAUGAUGACUUGUACCACCCUAAAGAUCCAUCUAUUGGUGUCAGAAGUGUCAGAGACACAGACUAUAUUCCAGAACAAUUGAGAAAGACCACUGAAGGUGAAUAUGCCUUGAACAGACCUUCCGAAAGACAUGUGCUAGAAGCCCAGAGAAUCCAGCAGGAACAGGAAGAGAAGUUGUUGCGUGAAUUAGACACACACAAACAGUUUGCCAUGGAGUUGAUCAAGGAUGGAGACUACACUCCAACGUCUGCUCCUGAGAAGAGAAAGAAGUGGUUUGGAAUCUUUUAG